UGGUUGUGAAGAAAGGAGGCAAGCGACCAAAUCUUUGAAGAAGCAAUAGUAAAGAGAAGGUAAAAACAAGAAGAGAGACCGUUGUUAGAUACAGAAGUUGAUCAAACAUGGGAAGAUCUCCUAGCUCAGACGAAACCGGUCUGAAGAAAGGUCCAUGGUUGCCUGAAGAAGAUGAUAAACUCAUCAAUUAUAUUCACAAACAUGGCCAUAGCAGCUGGAGUGCCCUUCCCAAGCUCGCUGGUCUUAACAGGUGUGGAAAGAGUUGCAGGCUACGAUGGACAAACUAUUUGAGACCGGACAUUAAGCGAGGAAAAUUCUCAGCUGAAGAAGAAGAGACCAUCCUGAACCUUCAUGCGGUUCUUGGGAACAAGUGGUCAAUGAUUGCAAGCCACUUACCUGGAAGAACUGACAACGAGAUCAAGAAUUUCUGGAACACUCAUUUGAAGAAAAAGUUGAUUCAGAUGGGUUUUGACCCCAUGACUCAUCAGCCAAGAACCGAUGAUAUCUUCUCAAGCUUAUCUCAGCUCAUGUCUCUGUCUAACCUAAGAGGACUUGUUGAUCUGCAGCAACAGUUUCCAAUUGAAGAUCAAGCUCGAAUGAAUCUCCAAACUGAGAUGGCUAAGCUCCAGUUGUUCCAUUACCUUCUUCAAUCUCCUCCUCCUCCUCCAAUGAGUAGUAGCAAUAUUAACCCUAAUGACUUAAACAUUCUCAAUCUCCUCAUCAAAGAAAACUCCAAUACCAAUACUCUCGAUCUCGGUUUCCUCACUUCUCAUCUUCAAGACUUCAACAACAACCUCCCAUCCCUCAAAACCCUAGAAGAAAACCACUUCAGUCAAAACACUUCUCCAAUAUGGCUCCAUGAACCACCGAGCUUGAACCAAACUAUGUUGCCUACUCAUGAUCCUUGUGCUCAGAGUGUAGAUGGUUUCAGCGGCAACCAGGCCUCCUCAAGCCAUGAUCAAGAAGUAGCAGUCACAGACUCUGUAGAUUGGCCUGAUCAUCAUCUAUUUGAUGACUCCAUGUUUCCAGACAUUUCUUAUCAAUCUUAAGAACAUUCUAUAUGUUUGAAUGUAUCUUCAUUACCCUAGUAUGUAGAGAGACCAACCAACGAUUUGUUCAGAUAAUUAUUUCUAAAUUUGUGUCGUGUUUAUAAUAACAAAACGAUUGUGUGUGAUCGAUUGUUAUGUCAUGUGUAUCUUCUGGAAAAUCGUAAGUAUUUUGGUUAUAAAUAUUUUUUUCGUAA
Messenger RNA from Arabidopsis arenosa, 1243 nucleotides. The record is from the annotation of a GenBank genome assembly. Lineage: Eukaryota; Viridiplantae; Streptophyta; Magnoliopsida; Brassicales; Brassicaceae.